AUGCUAGACUUUCCCAACGGGACCACCACCACCAGUUCCGUCGGUGUGAUGAGUUUCCUCAGCUCCAGUGCGGCCUUCCUCGAUGAGCUGGGUGCGACCAACGGUGGUGGGCUGUUGCUGGCGGCUGGAAAUUCUUCACCUGCCAGUGGAAACGUCUCUACGCUAGGCAACUACUCGACGGUGGUUAAUGCGUCCUCGUCACCCGCCACUAUGCUUUCGUUAGGUAGUGCAAAUGGAUCGGUUGCACCGCUGCUUACUACGGCCCUGCUGAACGUGAACGGUACGGGGUUGGAAUUUCCCGACGGUAGCAAUCUAACACACUCGUUCACCAACUUCGUGCACAAGGAGUUCAUAUUCGAUCGGACGGACGUGCGGGUCAUAUUCAUAACGCUCUACUCGCUGGUGUUUUGUUGCUGCUUCUUCGGGAACUUGCUCGUGAUUCUAGUGGUGACGCUCUCCAGAAGGUUACGCUCGAUAACAAAUUUCUUCCUCGCGAACCUGGCCGUUGCCGACCUGUGUGUUGGGGUGUUUUGCGUGAUGCAGAACCUUACUAUCUACUUGAUCGAAAGCUGGGUGUUUGGUGACUUCCUCUGCAAGAUGUACCAGUUCGUGCAUUCGCUCAGCUACACCGCCUCGAUAUUCAUCCUGGUCGUCAUCUGCAUGGAGCGCUACUUUGCCAUCAUUCAUCCGAUCACGUGCAAGCAGAUCCUCACAUCGCGCCGGCUCAGGCUGGUCAUCGUGGCCGUUUGGAUAACGUCCGCCGUCUAUUCCAUCCCGAAGUUUAUCUUCGUACGCACCAUCACGAACAACCUCGGCGAUGACCAGCUGGAAACGAUCUGCAUCGUCAACCGGAAAAUGUUCAACUCCGAGCUGUUCGACAUCAUCAACUUUGCCCUGCUGUACCUACUGCCGCUUCUGGUUAUGACGGUCCUGUACAGCCGAAUAGCGAUAGCGCUGUGGAAAAGCUCACGGGGGCUGGAGCGUCACAUUGCGCUGCAAAACACGACCUCGUCGAGCUACUCGAGCAAUUUCCACCGGAAGCCAAGCAGCAAGUACGACAAGCGAACCACAGGUGUCACCGAAAGCCAGGUAUCGGUGGAGUCGGAUAAGGUGGUGGUUACUACCUGGCCGGCACAGAACAGCUUCCACCAACGGCACGGUACCCAGCUGACGCAGGUGUCCCAUUCGUCCAACAACGUGCUGCGGGCUCGCCGUGGCGUUAUUCGCAUGCUGAUGGUGGUGGUGCUCACUUUCGCCCUCUGUAACUUGCCGUUUCAUGCGCGGAAGAUGUGGCAAUACUGGUCUACCGACUAUAAGGGUGACUCAAACUUUAAUGCGCUCUUCACUCCGCUCACCUUUCUGGUGACGUACUUCAACUCUGGCGUCAAUCCGCUCCUGUACGCGUUCCUGAGCCGCAACUUUCGUAAAGGCAUGCGUGAACUGUUGCUGUGUUCCUUUAAGAAGAACAAAAACAAAUCGCUCAACCAACGCAUCCCGCUCCACCGACCACGGUCCAUCCUAGUGCUGCUGCGGCAUGCCAUGCUUUGCUGGGCCACGGACAAACCGACCGUCUCCAUUACGACGCAUUGUCCUUCGCCGACCACCCGCUCGCUCGAUGGCGUCGACGAGCGGAUGCUGUGA
Anopheles marshallii is the source of this 1641-nucleotide messenger RNA. RefSeq names its product trissin receptor. Gene Ontology annotation, molecular function: neuropeptide Y receptor activity. Gene Ontology annotation, biological process: G protein-coupled receptor signaling pathway. The transcript is spliced from 8 exons. Gene Ontology annotation, cellular component: plasma membrane. Bases 1 to 1641 code for a protein of 546 amino acids. The record is from RefSeq and is a predicted model, not a curated record. Lineage: Eukaryota; Metazoa; Arthropoda; Insecta; Diptera; Culicidae.